UACUCAUUUGUUUAAAAGCUGAUGCUACUACAUCGACUGGUGUUGUACCAAUUGAUCGAGUUCAUUCACACCACCACACCCCACUCCACCGCCGUGGACGUACCGGCGGAGGAGUUUCUCUGGUGGUGAAGUGGUUCUACUCUUUUGACUAUAUAAACUUGUGAUCUAUCUGUUCCUUUUGUUGAGAUAUAUAUAUAGUACGCGCGCGUAGCUUACCUAUAUAUAUAUAUAUAUAUAUGGGGUCUGGACAAGAAGACGUUCAUCAACCUUUGUUACAACCGACACCAUCACCACGACCACCGCGAUUGUCAUCGUCGUCAUCAUUGUCACACGAUGAGAAACACUACGAGUUAAGCAAUGAGCUGGAAAGGGUACUGUCCAACACAAGUAAAACGCUGGUUCAGCGGGCGGUGGCCGGGACAUGGAUAGAACUGAAGCUGCUGCUCGUGCUGGCUGCUCCAGCUACUGCUGUUUAUUCCAUCAACUACGUGAUGUCGAUGUCCACGCAGAUCUUCUCCGGCCAUCUUGGAAAUCUUGAGCUCGCCGCAGCCUCCCUCGGCAACAAUGGCAUCCAAACCUUCGCCUUUGGCCUCAUGCUUGGAAUGGGAAGUGCCGUGGAGACUCUAUGUGGGCAAGCAUAUGGAGCCCAAAAAUACGACAUGCUAGGCAUUUACCUUCAAAGAUCAACCAUCCUCCUCACCAUAACCGGUGUCCUCCUCACUUUGAUAUACGUUUUUUGCAAGCCCCUCCUCACACUUCUUGGCGAGUCGGUCGAGAUCGCAUCGGCCGCGGCAUUGUUCGUCUACGGCCUCAUCCCUCAGAUAUUUGCAUAUGCUGUCAACUUCCCCAUACAAAAAUUCCUGCAAUCUCAAAGCAUAGUUGCACCGAGUGCAUACAUUUCGGCAGCCACCAUAGCAGUGCACCUCUUAUUGAGUUGGCUUGCUAUAUACAAAUUUGGGCUUGGGCUUUUGGGUGCUUCUUUAGUUCUGAGCCUGUCUUGGUGGAUAAUAGUGGUGGGCCAAGUCCUUUACAUUGCCAAGAGUGAACACUGCAAGUACACAUGGGCCGGAUUCAGUGUACAGGCCUUUUCUGGGCUAUGGGGCUUUUUUAAGUUAUCGGCUGCAUCGGCUGUGAUGCUUUGCUUGGAGGCCUGGUACUUCCAGAUUCUGGUUUUGUUGGCUGGUCUGCUUGAGAAUCCCGAGAUUGCUUUGGAUUCUCUUUCUAUUUGCACCUCGGUUUUGGGAUGGGUCCUUAUGAUCUCUGUUGGGUUCAACGCAGCUGCGAGUGUGAGAGUGGGAAAUGAACUUGGAGCGGGACAUCCAAAGGCAGCUGCAUUUUCUGUAGUGAUGGUGACUUCAAUCUCUUUCAUAAUUUCGGUGGUAAUAGCAAUUAUGGUGAUGGCAUUUCGACAUAGUAUCAGCUACAUUUUUACUGACGGUGAAAUUGUGGCGGAGGCUGUUUCCGAUAUGUGUCCUCUUCUUGCUGUUACCCUCAUUCUCAACGGAAUUCAACCCGUCCUGUCCGGUGUUGCUGUUGGCUGCGGAUGGCAAGCAUUCGUUGCCUACGUGAACGUUGGUUGUUACUAUGUAGUUGGAAUCCCAUUUGGUGCUGUGCUUGGAUUUUACUUCAAUCUGGGCGCCAAGGGAAUAUGGUCAGGGAUGAUAGGCGGUACACUGAUGCAGACUAUCAUAUUGAUAUGGGUUACUUAUCGGACAGAUUGGAAUAAAGAGGUGGAAGCAGCUCUGAAGAGAUUGGAUAACUGGGACGACAAGAAGGAACCAAUUUUGAAGGACUAAGAGAAAAUUGUGGAACCACAUGGCUUGACUCCCACUUCUAUGCUCUUUUUUUUUUUUUUUUGGCUUUGUGUUCCAUAAAGCUAGUUGCACGUGUGAUUACUGCUAUGGUGUCAGAUUGAUUUUUGAUUUUAAUGGAUAGAGUUCAAGAAGAACUUUAUGUCAACAAUAAAUAAAAUAUAAUCUUUCACCUUUUAAAGUA
Messenger RNA from Cornus florida, 1995 nucleotides. RefSeq names its product protein DETOXIFICATION 40-like. The transcript has 7 exons. Gene Ontology annotation, biological process: xenobiotic detoxification by transmembrane export across the plasma membrane. Gene Ontology annotation, molecular function: antiporter activity; xenobiotic transmembrane transporter activity. Gene Ontology annotation, cellular component: membrane. The coding region runs from base 237 to 1796 and encodes 519 amino acids. The record is from RefSeq and is a predicted model, not a curated record. NCBI's taxonomy places the organism in Eukaryota, Viridiplantae, Streptophyta, Magnoliopsida, Cornales, Cornaceae.